ACGAAACUUUUGACUUGAAAAGAAAAGGUUACGAUCAGACUUGACCUGCUUGCGAUAUGUCUGCACAACCUCUCUGGCUGCGUUGCGAAAAGAAGGAGUUUGAACGCCGCGCGGCGUUGACUCCCACUACUGCCAAAAAGCUCCUUGAUGCGGGCUUCGACAUCUACGUCGAGCGCGAUGAGCAACGGAUCUUCGAUGACUCGGAAUACGAGGCUGUCGGCGCAAAGCUCGUAGAGCAUAACUCGUGGCCUAAAGCUGCUGCCAACAUCCCUAUCAUCGGGCUGAAGGAGCUCCCCGUCUCCGAUGCUCCUCUCAUCCAUACACACAUCCAGUUUGCCCACUGUUACAAGCGCCAAGCAGGGUGGUCAUCGGUUCUGGCGCGCUUCAACAAGGGCGGAGGCACCUUGUAUGAUCUAGAGUUCCUUCAGGAUGCCAACGGUCGUCGAGUAGCCGCGUUCGGAUACCAUGCCGGGUUCGCAGGUGCUGCAGCUGGGGCUCUUGCGUACGCUGCACAGAAGAAGGGUGACACGCUUGGUCAAUUGCAUCCUUAUGCGAACGAGGAGGCCAUGAUCACUGCGGUCAAGGAGGCUCUGGGAGGAAGCGGGAAGGGAGUGAAGGCACUCGUGAUUGGUGCUCUGGGAAGAUGUGGGCGAGGAGCUGUUGAUCUGUUCAAGAAGAUUGGCCUUGACGAGGACGAUAUUCUCAAGUGGGAUAUGGCCGAGACAGCAAAGGGAGGACCCUUUCAGGAGAUCCUCGACGUCGACAUCUUCGUGAACUGCAUCUAUCUAAAUACACCCAUCCCUCACUUCCUUGACAAGAAGCAAAUAAAUGCGGCAGGCAAGAACCGCCGUCUGUCUGUCGUAGUGGACGUCAGCUGCGAUACAACCAAUCCGCACAACCCCAUUCCGAUUUACAACAUCAACACGACUUUCUCGCAUCCUACCGUGCCCGUUGACGUCGGGCCUGGAAACCCCCCUUUGUCAGUUAUCUCUAUCGAUCACCUGCCGACACUUCUCCCCCGCGAGGCGUCAGAGCAGUUCAGCUCGGAUUUGUUGCCAUCCCUACUUGAGUUCCCCAACAGGCAGACGGCACCAGUCUGGUUGAAUGCAGAGAAAUUGUUCCGGCAGAAGCUUGCGGAGGCUGUGGAGGCAGAGGGUCUCUGAGUGGUGGGAUGCAGAUAGUGCUAACGUUGGAGGACGGCGGGAAAGGCAGCUUGUAUUGUACAGAGCACGACGUUCUUGCUCGAAAGGUCGCAUCCACAGCUCGCAGCUAAGCCGAGGCACAUGAUAGCUGCGACGAAGAAGCGUUGUAGGGUCCAGAAGCCAGAAUCGCGUUGCGACGACGU
Laetiporus sulphureus 93-53 is the source of this 1345-nucleotide messenger RNA. Its product is annotated as Formate/glycerate dehydrogenase catalytic domain-like protein. Gene Ontology annotation, cellular component: cytoplasm. The coding region runs from base 57 to 1163 and encodes 368 amino acids. Lineage: Eukaryota; Fungi; Basidiomycota; Agaricomycetes; Polyporales; Laetiporaceae. Gene Ontology annotation, molecular function: saccharopine dehydrogenase (NAD+, L-lysine-forming) activity. The transcript has 4 exons. The record is from RefSeq and is a predicted model, not a curated record.